This is a messenger RNA of Trichomycterus rosablanca, 1162 nucleotides long. RefSeq names its product YOD1 deubiquitinase (gene yod1). The transcript is spliced from 3 exons. Bases 67 to 972 code for a protein of 301 amino acids. The record is from RefSeq and is a predicted model, not a curated record. Gene Ontology annotation, cellular component: cytosol; nucleus. Gene Ontology annotation, biological process: endoplasmic reticulum unfolded protein response; protein deubiquitination. Gene Ontology annotation, molecular function: cysteine-type deubiquitinase activity; protein binding. Lineage: Eukaryota; Metazoa; Chordata; Actinopteri; Siluriformes; Trichomycteridae.
GUUGUUUGUUGGUCGGUGUUUCAGUUGUGUUGUUAGAAGGCGCUCAGUGGGCUGAAGGGACUCAGAAUGCUGCGUUUGCGGUGCAAGGCCAAGAAUGGAACUCAUCUGAUGCAAGGCCUAACGCACCAGUCUUGUGUUCAGGAACUAAAAGACAAGGUGGAGGAACUGACUGGGAUACCAUGCAAUGUGCAGAAGAUCAUGGUGGGCUACCCACCCUCAAGCUUGGAUCUCAGCGACAAAGACGCUCAUCUCAAAGACUACCCUAUAAAAUCAGGAGACACUUUAAUUGUAGAGGAAGAAAAGAACAAGCCUAAAGUCGAGACCAACUCCACCACACCCAAAACCCCACUCUUGGACUGCUCGCCUGUUCUAGAGCGACGUGUGGUACCUGCUGACAACUCGUGCCUGUUUACAAGUGUGAAUUACGUAGUAGAGGGCGGUGUGUACAACGCGGCUUGUGCGCCUGACAUGCGUCAACUCAUCGGGCAGAUCGUAGCCAGUGACCCCACGGCGUACUCCGAGGCAGUGCUAGGUAAAACCAAUGAGGACUACUGCACCUGGAUCCAGCGCAGUGACACAUGGGGUGGUGCCAUUGAGCUCUCCAUCCUGUCCAAGUUCUACCAAUGCGAGAUUUGUGUAGUAGACACGCAGACGGUACGUGUGGAUCGUUUUGGCGAGGACGCCGGCUACAAUAAGCGUGUGCUGCUCAUCUAUGAUGGCAUCCACUAUGACCCCUUGCAAAUGCUCAUACCUGGAACAGAUUGCCCGCCACAGACCAUCUUCUCAACGUCUGAAGAUGUCAUCCUGGCGCAGGCGUUGGAGCUGGCUGACGAGGCUCGUCGCAAGCGCCAGUUCACAGACGUGAACCGCUUUGCGCUGCGCUGCAUGAUUUGUCACACUGGCCUGGUGGGACAGAAAGAGGCAAGGGAGCAUGCUAAGGAGACGGGCCACACCAAUUUUGGGGAGAUUUAAAACUGACACUGCUCAGAUCCAGACUGUCUCUUGCCCCACUGCCAUCCCUGCGUUCAUGUUCUCACAAUUUUACAGCUGUGUGUCUCAGCUUGGUGCAGUUUUCUACCUCACGUUAUCCCGAUUCCCACUGUCAGUAUUAUGGCUUUGGUUGACACUGGGUUCUUAAGUUCUCAAGAUUAAAACAUUUCAU